Moneuplotes crassus is the source of this 1119-nucleotide messenger RNA. The record is from the annotation of a GenBank genome assembly. Lineage: Eukaryota; Ciliophora; Spirotrichea; Euplotida; Euplotidae.
AUGGCUAUCCCAAGAGACUUUGGAGCCCCCUUCGCUGUCUGCUUGCUUCUCAGCUCACUAAACAUCAUUAACCUAGUAUAUUGGUGGAAGAACGGAGUUACUGGGAUUUCAAAUAUAUAUCUAAUUCUGUGACUUGUAACGACAGGUUUGUCAAAGUGGGGAAUGAUCAGUGCGUAUUUUACAUCCCCUGGAGUUGUCCCAGAGGGGUAUCAGCACCCAGACAGGGACCAGAAAGCAUCACAAGCUAAGGCCACUCAUUUGAAGGAAGAUAAGAAAUAUAUUGACUUAGAACAGGAUUCUGAAGUCUUUGAUGACAAGGAACUCUCGCAAAUUUCAGGAGGUCAAGAAGAAGGAUCUUCAACCCCUCAGAAAGAGCUAAAUAAAGAGACUAAUGACUCUUCAAGAUGAUCUGAUCUUGAAACCGCUAAAGAUCAACAUGAGUUCUCUAUUAAAGAAGAUUCCGAGGAUAAUAUCGAAUGAGUGAGAUGUUCUCAUAUUGAUUCACAAAAAUUGGCAAGGAACUAUCAUGCUAUUGUCAGUUACAACUUCUGAUCUUCUUGUAACACAGGAAAACCUCCAAGGGCUCAUCAUUGUAGCUUCUGAAAGCACUGUGUGUACAGAAUGGACCAUCAUUGAUAUUAUCUCGGCAAAUGAAUAGGCUUUGGGAAUAUCAAACAGUUCGCUCUAUUUCUGAUCUAUACAUCCAUCGACAAACUAAUGAUAGGUGUUGUAACUCUUAGAGAGGUGGUAACACCAGGGAAUUACCAUAACAUUAGCUAUUGGAUCUUUCCAAGGAUUAUCCUCCCUAUCCUUUCUCUUCUUUCAGGCAUUUUGUGUUUAUAUUUAAGCUGUCAGACGAUAUUCCUGAUCGUGAAUAAUACCACAAUGAUUGAUUUUCAGAAGUAUCAGUUUAAUAAUCCUUUUAAGCAUGAAGGUUUGAAGGAGAAUCUGCAAGAAAUAUUUGGAGUUGAGAAAAUGUUCCUAUGGUACUUUCUUCCAGUAAAACAGACCAAGAGGCUGACCCCUCCAGACUUCACUGGAGUCACUAGCCCAAGGAGGAAGGAGAUCUGAGAAGUUGAGUAAAAAUAGAUUUAACAUGUUGUAUGAAACUCUCAGUUG